Oikopleura dioica is the source of this 336-nucleotide messenger RNA. The record is from the annotation of a GenBank genome assembly. NCBI's taxonomy places the organism in Eukaryota, Metazoa, Chordata, Appendicularia, Copelata, Oikopleuridae.
AUGGAGUCAGAACUGAUAGCGGAAACGACGCGUGGAAGACUUGCAGGAAGCCAGAGAUGCCGAAGUUUGGAUUUACUUCUUGCUCCGGGAAUAAAUGCAGGACGCUUUGCAAGCCAGGCUAUUUUACUAUCGGCGGGCGAGACAAGUCCAAAUGCAAAAGUAAUGGUUUCUGGAAUCACCCUCUUCCGGACUGCGAAACCUGCUCGAUGCCUGAAAUCCAAUCGCGCCCCGGUCUCGAUUCCUACUGCACAGUCGAUGAACGGCGAGGCCGGACGACGUGCAAAUUAUCGUGCACUAAUGGAAACAAAAUUUACGGACGGCUCUCCAGGCCCGUAG